Molecule: messenger RNA, 3660 nt
Organism: Macadamia integrifolia
Lineage: Eukaryota; Viridiplantae; Streptophyta; Magnoliopsida; Proteales; Proteaceae
Product: probably inactive leucine-rich repeat receptor-like protein kinase IMK2
Exons: 2
Coding region: 845-3460 (871 amino acids)
Biological process (GO): protein phosphorylation
Molecular function (GO): ATP binding; protein kinase activity; protein binding
Source: RefSeq, a predicted model, not a curated record
CCAAUUGGGUUCUAUACUCUUACCAGAAAAAAAAAAAAUUGGGUUCUAUAUGGAAUCGGAAUCGGAAUCGGAAUCGGAAUUGGAAAGUCUAAACAAAAUGCAAAACAAGGAACCUGGUACACAGAAAAUGGCUCACGAACUCUUGAGGUGAGGGGUAGGGCCCAGGCAUGCAGGCAGGUCAGCAGCCCUUAUAAAAAGGUCGAGGGGUACCAAAUACUAAUCAUGCACAUUCCAACCUUGGACAAUGGCAAGUCCGUAAUUCUAAGUGUACAAUGCGGUAGCUGUUGGACCCAGCAAAUAUAGCCGUUGAGAGGAGAUGCUCCGAGAACAAGACCUUAUUAAGAGUUAUUUCCUCCUCACCUUCCCUCAUUCACGCACCCCACCCAUCCUUAAUGAAGGUCGAUACAAAUACAAAUACAAAUUAGUAGUGAGAACUAGCCGUUAGUCUCAUCUCAGUUUGCGCCUUUGAAUUCAUCCAUCUGACUUUGUCGCCGAUUUUCUCUCUCCAAUAAACAACUCUCUCUCUCUCUCUCUCUCUCUCUCUCUCUCUCUCUCUCUCUCUCUCUCUCUGAGACCUUCACAAGCAGCUCCAUCAUUAGGGAGUCUCCCUCACUCCUGUUUCCUUCACUGCAUCUACAAUCCCUGUAUCCCUCGCUCUGUCUACAAAACGAAUCCCGUCUCAAUCAGAUUCGCGCUCUGUUUCAUCUUCUCCAGUGGAUUCUUCUUCCUCGUUAUCUAGAGCAAGUAGCUAGAACAGAAGCAGAGAAGAAGAGUUGAAGAGCAAAACUAUUCUCUCUUCACUUCAUUGUUCUACAUUUGUUUUUAGUGUUCUAGUUAAAGUGCCAUGAGUAAUCAAAAUUGGAUCUUCAGUGGAUUUAAUCGAUACCCACUGGAGCUUCCGCGGUUCCUGAAGAAAACAACAGUUGCUCAUUGUCGAAUUGCUAGUAAGAAGGAGAAGUGGAAGAAUAGUCGGUCAUCAGGCAACCACCCACUUCAGCAUUUUGGGCUCCCGAAAAACUUCUUCCUCUGUAAGCGCCUGCUCUUGCUUCUUCAACUGCUCACGUUAGUCUUCCAAUCUGUCACGAGCCAAGUGUGGGAUGGGGUUAUUGUCACUCAGGCGGACUACCAAGCACUUCAAGCCUUCAAACACGAACUAAUCGAUCCUAAACGGGUCUUACGGAGCUGGAAUGACAGUGGCUAUGGAGCUUGUUCAGGAGUAUGGGUAGGGAUCAAGUGUGUCAAGGGACAGGUUAUAGUGAUCCAGCUCCCAUGGAAAGGUUUGAGUGGGCGAAUCUCUCAGAAGAUAGGCCAACUCCAAGCACUUCGAAAACUUAGCCUCCACGAUAACGACAUUGGGGGCAUGAUCCCUUCUUCCCUGGGCUUCCUCCCCAAUCUCAGAGGAGUUUCUCUCUUCAACAACAGACUAUCAGGUUCAAUCCCUCCUUCACUCGGUUCCUGUCCUUUGCUUCAGACUCUUGAUGUUAGUAACAAUUCGCUCACUGGAAUAAUCCCUGCUAGUCUCGCCAACUCAACUAAUCUUUACAGACUCAACCUUAGCUUCAACUCUCUGAUAGGCCCGAUACCAGCCGCUAUCACUAGCUGCCCUUCUCUGACAUUCCUAGCUCUCCAAUAUAACAACCUCUCCGGCUCUAUUCCAGAUAAUUGGGAAGGUACCAAAGAUGACAAAUCUCAUCAGCUUCAGUCCUUGACCCUUGAUCAUAACUCUUUCUCCAAAAGCUUUCCUGUUUCUUUGACCAAGUUGGUAAGGCUAGAAGAAAUUUCUCUAAGUCAUAAUCAGAUAAAUGGAACCAUCCCCAACGAAAUCGGGAGGCUUUUGAGACUCCGAAGACUAGAUUUGUCUGACAAUGCCAUUCAAGGAAGCUUCCCUGCUAGCCUCUGCAACCUCUCUUCCCUUGUUCAAUUGAAUCUAGAGGGAAACCGUCUCGACAAUCGAAUCCCAGAAGACAUGAACAGACUAAGUAAUCUCUCCAUUCUGAACCUGAGUAGAAACCAGUUCAACGGCCAGAUACCGGUGACUGUUGGGAACAUCUCCAUCCUCACCCAACUUGAUUUAUCCCAAAAUAGACUCACAGGAGAUAUUCCAGCUUCUCUUACCAAUCUGACUAGUCUAAUUUCUUUCAACGUGUCCUACAACAACCUUUCUGGUCCUGUUCCCUCUCUCUUAUCCAGAAAAUUCAAUUCAACCUCUUUCAUUGGGAACCCUCAGCUGUGUGGAUACAGUGUUUCAAUCCCUUGUCAUACUGCUCCACCUCCAUCAGCGGAGACUGCCAAAGCCCGCCACCGCAAACUAACUACCAAAGACAUAAUUCUCAUAGCAGCUGGAGCCCUCCUGGCUGUUUUGCUGUUAUUGUGUUGUAUCUUGCUGUGCUGCUUGAUCAGGAAGAGGGCUGCUUCAAAAGCAAAGAAUGGUGAGACAGGCGGAAGGGCUGCUGCCACGGGAGGCGAGAAGGGUGCACCUGCUAUUGGAACUGAAGUUGAAUCAGGGGGUGAAGCAGGCGGGAAAUUAGUACACUUUGAUGGGCCAUUGCUGUUCACAGCUGAUGAUCUUUUGUGUGCAACAGCUGAGAUAAUGGGGAAGAGUACUUAUGGGACUGUGUAUAAGGCGACAUUGGAGGAUGGGAGUCAAGUUGCAGUAAAGAGGUUGAGGGAGAAGCUAACGAAGAGUCAAAGGGAGUUUGAAGUGGAAGUGAAUGCAGUGGGGAAGAUACGACAUCCAAAUCUUUUGGCUCUUAGAGCUUAUUACUUAGGACCCAAAGGAGAGAAGCUUCUUGUGUUUGAUUUCAUGCCCAAAGGGAGUCUAGCAUCUUUCCUCCACACUCGAGGACCAGACACACCGAUGGAUUGGCAAACAAGGAUGAACAUUGCCAUGGGCAUAACAAGAGGCUUGUGGUACCUUCACAAGAACGAGAACAUAGUGCAUGGGAACCUGACCUCAAACAACAUCCUGUUGGAUGAGAACACCAAUGCCAAGAUUGCAGACUAUGGCCUCUCUCGGCUUAUGACCACUGCUGCCAAUUCCAAUGUGAUUGCCACUGCUGGUGCACUAGGCUAUCGUGCACCUGAGCUCUCAAAGCUCAAGAAGGCCAAUACAAAGACAGAUAUCUACAGCCUAGGGGUGAUCCUACUGGAGCUCCUUACAGGGAAGUCCCCAGGUGAGGCAAUGAAUGGUGUAGACUUACCCCAGUGGGUGGCAUCCAUCGUUAAGGAGGAAUGGACUAACGAGGUCUUCGAUCUGGAGCUGAUGAGGGAUGCAUCAACAACGGGCAAUGAGUUGCUUAACACCUUAAAAUUGGCUUUGCAUUGUGUUGACCCUUCACCAGCUUCAAGGCCAGAAGUUCAGCAAGUGCUCCAACAACUGGAAGAGAUAAAACCAGAACUAGCUGCUGCUAGUACCAGCUCUGGAGAUGAUGGAGCAGGAGUCCCAUCAACAAGUGAAUAAUUGAGAACUUAGUUGUGGAUUAGGUUGGGGACGAACCAGGAAGAAUGAGAGUAGUUCUCUUUACCAAAAAAAGAAAAGAAAAAGAAAGAGCAGUUCAUGAUUCUUUUAUUCUUGAAUUUUGGGUCCAUAAGGACCCCGUGUUUGUAAAUAAGUCUCGUUCAUUUUAUUUUUUUGAAUGGAAGUAUAUUUUUCCCUUCUCA